UGAAGGUAGAGUUCAGCAACUUCAUCAGUGUGUAAUGUUAUAAUUAUUUUCUAUUGAAAUAAGCCCUUUUCUAUGGACUUGUUGCUCCGCGCAGUGGGUCCGUUUAACGUUACUACUAAUGUGAAGUGAACUGUGCUGUCAUGCCUCCAGUCAUGGCUCAGAUCAGUGAUCCAAAGAUCGCAUUUGCCUACCUGCGCCCAGCCUGUGUCCUCCUCACCCAAGCACCCACUGUGUCCAAUGUGGAGACGCUGAGUGCCCAGUUAAAAGAAGUCAACGAUGCCACGUUGCAGCAGCUCCAAGAGUAUGUCCUCUUCCCUCUUCGCUUCGUCCUUAAAGUCCCCAGGCCCAAGAAGGACAAAUUGGUGCAAACUGUGGCUGAGGCCAUGAGCCAUGUCCUGGAGAACACUUGUGUCCAGAGCUGGGAGACCCUCCGUGACCUCCUCUCAGAGCUGUGCCUUUGCCUGUGCUCUCCAAGCGAUCCUGGGAAACCUGCAGAUACAUCAGAGGAGCUGAAAUCAGCUGUGUUGAGGUGCCUGAACGCACUGCUUCAUGCUGCUUAUGGCGAUAUAGUCUUCAAACUCUUUGAACCGAUUAUGCUGCCCGGACUGGGAGCUGCCAUAUCACUCCUGCUGGCUUUAGGAGAGAAGGAGAAAUCUCGAGAUGUGCAAGCAGCAGCGUUGAAGUGCCUCCAGGCUUUGACUCUACAGUGUGACUGCACUCAGGAGCAUGUAGUCCCAUCCUCAGUGGAGAGAUGUGCUAUAGGCACCACCAUGGCUUCUUUCUUACCAGGGAUCACUGUGGCUGUGGCCAGGAUCAUUACAGGAGAUCUGAGACAAGGCCAUGCAGUCACAGUCAGGGCCAUCAAGGUUUGGUCCAGGACUGUGGGGCUUGUCAUGGAAGAUGCCCAGCUUCAGGCCAGUGAGCCCUGGAAGACUCCCUCACCAGAGCUGGGGAGAAUUGCCCAGCUGAUUGUCCAUCGGACACCCGACUGGGUGAAGAGCACUGCGGGAAAACUGUCUGUGCUCCUGAAAAAGAUCAUCUCCUGCACCUCAGCUCACCAGCAUUGGAGGGUUCGACUGGAGAUGGUGGAGCUGGAUGACCACCUGCUGGCCAGGUGUAGCCAGUCACUGGGAGAGUGUGUGGGGCCGCUACUGGAAGCACUGGUGGGAGCAGUCAAUGAUGAGGAGCCCAGAGUUAGAAAGAGGUGUGAAGUUGUUCUCAGGGAGGUAUCACAGAGGAAUCAGAGCCGUAGCAGCAGCAGUGAUAAUACCAGCAAAAGCAGCAGCAGUGCCCAGACCUUCACUGACGUACUUUCAGAGAACCUCCACUCUUUGGCCACCUCCCUGCCCAGACUGAUGAGGACCUCUGAUGACCAGAAAAAGCUGUUUGUCCUCAACGUGUUUCUGGGUUAUUUAAAAGUCCUGGGACCGCUGGUCUCUGUGGUGCUAAACUCAGCAGCACAUCUCGAGAGGAUCUCCAAAGCCUUGAUGCAGGUGCUGGAGCUGGAUGUGAUGGAUGUUCGCAUUGUGGAGGAAAGGAGUUACGCUGCUACAAUUGAGACAAGCUCAAGCUCUCCUGAUUCUUACACUGCUCACAUACAGAGGAAACAUUUCCUCUACUUCACAGAUGAGAAGAUCUUCUCUGUGCUCAUGGAGAUCUGUCGAACAUUAGCUUACUACGGCAACCUUUACCUGCUGACAGAUCACUUCCUGGAUCUGUACCAACAGUCGUCAGCAUACAGAAAGCAGGCUGCCAUGGUGCUAAAUGAGAUUGUCAGGGGUGCUGCAGGCAUCGCCGUGGCAACAGAGGGUCAGGGUUUGGACGGUCAAGUUCGGGGACACUCUGCCAACCAGGAAGACCUAAAAGAGGCAGUGGUGUCUAUCAUGGAGGAGUACACCAGUCUGAACAACUGGCACUUGAUUACUGUGAGUGAGGAGACGGAUAGAGACCGACAGGACCAGCAGCUGCUCAGCCCAUCCAGACUCCUCUCCAUAUCCAACAGUAAUGUCAACAACACUCAAGCAAACUCUCUCCAAGUGGUUCCUUCUUCGUUUGGCACCCCAUCUUCCUCACCCUCCGCCUCAACAAUCCACCAGCUCAACAGCAAUAUCUGGCAGCUGUGUAUCCAACUGGAGGGCAUCGCCUGCUUUGCUCAGGCACUGGGGCGUGACUUUCGGCCCCUUUUGAUGACAUCUCUGUACCCUGUGCUGGAGAAAGCUGGAGAGGAAUCACUGCUGGUCAGCCAGGCGGCACUGGGCUCUAUGUGGGACAUCAGUAAGGCCUGUGGCUACCCCUCUCUGAAGGAGCUGAUCAAUGAGAACUCUGACUAUCUGCUCAAUGACAUAUCUCUUAAUCUGCAGAGGCUCAGCCAGCAUCCACAGGCUCCACGGGUGCUGACAGUGAUGUUGACUCACUCCGACUGCAGCCUGCUGCCUCUGGUCGGGGACAUCGUUCAGGAUGUGCUGAUGGCUCUGGAUCUCAGCUACGACUAAACAGCUGCUCUUUUCUGCUCUGUGCUGCACGCGCUCAUGAAGGCACUGGCGAGGUGGUUUCCCUCUAGUUGUGGAAGGACCAGUGAGUCUGCCAGACCCAAGCAGACCUCCCCUGACAAAGAAGUCUUCAACAUCCGCCAAUUCCUGCUGGAUCACCGCAAACAGAAAGAGCUGGCAGAGGGCAUAGGAAUAGAGGAAGACGACACUGAAGACCUUGAAGUCCCUCCGCCCAUGGAGUCUGAGGAUGUUGAAGAUAUUGGUGGUCCUGAUGUGAAAGCAGAGCUUGCCUCCCACCUCAGCAUCACUAAAGAUGUAAUGGAGCGCUGCAUUCAUCUGCUGUCUGACCCCAGUCUCAGGCUCCGACUCAAGGUAUUGGACGUGCUGGAGCUGUGUGUGUGUGUACUGAGUGAGAAGGAAAAUGAAUUGCUGCCCAUGGCUCAUCGGUGCUGGCCCGCCCUCCUACAGAGACUCACAGCUGAUGACCCUCUAGCAGUCCUCAGAGCCUUCAGGGUGCUGUGUACGCUGGGUGAAACAUGUGGUGACUUUCUGAGGAGGAGGGUAUCUAAAGAGGUACUGCCCAAGCUGAGCUCCUCGCUGGCACGGCAGGCGCCAGUUAGCGCCAAGGCUGGACCCGUUUACACACACACCCUGGCCUACAAACUGCAGCUGGCUGUGCUGCAGGGACUGGGCUCACUGUGCCAGAGGCUGGACCUGGGUGAGGCUGACCUUGAUGCUGUAUGUGAAGCCUGCCUGCCCUACCUGAGCUGCAGACAACCAAUCAGACUGCAGGAAGCCAGCUUGAGCGUUUUCCAUCACUUAAUCCAGGUGGAUCCGGAUGCCUUCUGGUUUACUCUGAAUGAGCUGCACUGCCCGUCCUCCUACAUCCCGUCCCACCCCGACCUCCAGCCUGUGCAGCUAAACGGGAUGGGCCGACCCAGAGACAAGUAUUCGGACAACGUUCUGAAGCUGCUGAGAGAGGAGUUUGGCUCAGUUGCAGAGACAGUCAACCAGCCAGUCGGCUAAUGAGCUGAGAUUGAUGUGAUUGACUCGUCUCUCACGUGGACGGCUUAUUGAACCGCUGACUCCAACAAGUCAGUUCACUGAAAGGAAAAUCUGACAAUUGUGCCAAAAAGCAGCCAUCAGAUACGGUUGUGAUAACCUUCCCGCCCUACACAGCUCUGAUAAGCAGCGAGGUACAAAGGGAAAAUGUCAGUGAAGCAUCUCGCUGCUGCUGCAGGUGUAGCACCACUUCUGACAGGUCUUUUGCAUUGGGAGACAUGCAGUCACAGUGCGGAUGUUUUUUAUUUCAUGUGAAGGCACUGACAUGUACUGUAUGCAAAUGUUACGUUUGUUAUUCCUUUUGUUUCUUUGUUUUCUUAAGAAAUACCAUAUUCAUACUUGGAACUACUUUGCUGGGCUGAAUUACUCAACCUUUAGUUUCAGAGUAGUCCUGAACACAUGGGGCUUUUAUACAGAUUAACAUGGCCGUUGGUGACUCAGAUAAAGAGAUUUAAUUGUGACCUUAAAACAUUCUUCAUGAGGUGUCAAACAUUCUGCACUUGUGUUGAGCCUCAAAGUCAGUAUGAAAGUAUGAGAAAGCUCAAAUGUCUGGCCAGGUUUAUAAUCUUUUUGCUUUUAAGUCUUUAAUGGGGAACUACCGAUUUUACACACCAAAGACUGUCCACAGAUGUUGGAAUGUGUGACUGCAUAUUUAAAUAAAGCUGCAUAGAGCCUUUUGUGGCUCCAGAGGAAGCUCUGUGAAGUAUAAUACAUGACCUCAAGUGAUGUCACUUGAGCCAGCAUCAGCUGUGGCUCCUCAUCUCUGCCUAUGUUUAGGGGCUUGAAGCUAAAUUAGCCACUCCUAGCAUAACACACCAGAAUCUCAGCAGUUGUGUUGCAUUGUGGGUGAUGUACCCACAGACACCAGGUUUUGACAAUGAGGAAGACUGUGUAAAAUAAAAAAGAUGGUAUCUUU
This is a messenger RNA of Epinephelus lanceolatus (giant grouper), 4467 nucleotides long. It is a transcript of the gene tti1, whose product is annotated as TELO2 interacting protein 1. Gene Ontology annotation, cellular component: cytoplasm. The record is from RefSeq and is a predicted model, not a curated record. NCBI's taxonomy places the organism in Eukaryota, Metazoa, Chordata, Actinopteri, Perciformes, Serranidae.